Messenger RNA from Hippocampus comes (tiger tail seahorse), 1106 nucleotides. It is a transcript of the gene dazl, whose product is annotated as deleted in azoospermia-like. Gene Ontology annotation, biological process: 3'-UTR-mediated mRNA stabilization; positive regulation of translational initiation. Lineage: Eukaryota; Metazoa; Chordata; Actinopteri; Syngnathiformes; Syngnathidae. Gene Ontology annotation, cellular component: cytoplasm. Gene Ontology annotation, molecular function: mRNA 3'-UTR binding; translation activator activity. The transcript has 10 exons. Bases 122 to 820 code for a protein of 232 amino acids. The record is from RefSeq and is a predicted model, not a curated record.
GUCACGUGAUUUUGAUGGGCGUUUUCGUGAGUUUACUGUAGUUGGGCAGGGAAAAAAAAGCGCACUUCUAGCUCUUCGCGUUCAGGCCUUAAAUGCGUGGUAAUUGUUUUGCGUUUUAAAUAUGAACAUCCAGAAUCAACAGGGCAGCAGCCACCCGUCAUUUUUUUCCCAGGUGUCCAACGGAUACAUUCUGCCAGAGGGACGAGUGACUCCCAAUGCCAUCUUUGUCGGCGGGAUCGAUGCAGGGACGAGUCUAACUGAAAUGAAGGACUUCUUUUCGACAUACGGUCCGGUCAAGGAUGUGAAAAUCAUCACAUAUCGCGGAGGAUUCAGCAAAGGCUAUGGGUUUGUGUACUUUACUGAAAAUGUCGACGUCCAGCCAAUUCUUGAGGUACAGCAACGUAUCUUUUGGAAAGGAAAGGCACUCAAGCUGGGCCCCGCAAUCGUCAAGCAGAGGACUUGUCACCCCUGCUCGCCACCCCCAGGGAUAAGACCAGCGCGAGUGAUAGCACUUGAGCCUUGGAACCCCUCCCAGGUUGUCUUCUGCCCUUGCUGCUCAUCCAAUGGAGGGACCAUGACCCGAUCGUCAACCUUGAUUGAUAGUGGUGCCAACUAUUUUCCAUCAUACACCCAACCACAAUCCGAAUUUGGAAACCAUACGCAGCCACAGAUGGGAAUGAAUGCUCAGACUGCGUACACCUACGAGUACUCUCCGACCUUCUGGACAACUGGCCAAAGAACACAGACUAGCACUCACUGUGCUGUAGUUCCAGCAGCUUCUGACACCACACCAGGCUACAGGACAUCAGAAUACGGAUAAAACGACACUUCCAACUUCGCCCGCCCCUCUUAGACAUUUUUUUUCCUCCAUUUGCUUGGCUUCAGAGGCCAAUUUUAAUUUAUUUUCUCGUCCCAUCACAGUCACUUUGACCCGAAACUGGUCGAGACCACUAACCUCAAUCUCCCAGAAAAGGGUUAGGAGAAAGAGCAUAGCGCUCUCAUCGUACCAGCUUGUUUGGUAAUUGCCCAACCAAAGAGGAAAAAAACGUAUUUUAAGAUCACCUUUUGUACCUUUUUAUACAUUUUAUGUUGUGUUUUUUAUUUCU